AUGCUGGUCCCCGCCCUCCUCGUCCUCUUAUUCUGCCUCAGAGGGCGUGCAGGCCUGUCACCCCACUUCCUGCAACAGCCGGAGGACCUGGUGGUCCUGCUAGGGGACGAGGCCCGGCUGCCCUGUGCCCUGGGCACAUACUCGGGAGUGGUCCAGUGGACUAAGGAUGGGCUGGCUCUAGGGGGUGAGAGGGACCUGCCAGGGUGGUCCAGGUACUGGAUAUCAGGGGAUGCAGCCAGAGGCCAAUACGACCUUCACAUUAGGCCUGUGGAACUAGAGGAUCAAGCGGCAUAUGAGUGUCAGGCUACACAGGCAGGCCUCCGCUCUCGACCAGCCCAGUUGCAUGUGCUGGUGCCCCCAGAAGCCCCUCAGGUGCUGGGCAGCCCCUCUGUGUCUCUGGUUGCUGGGGUUCCUGCAAAUCUGACCUGUCGGAGCCGUGGGGAUGCCCGCCCCACCCCUGAGCUGCUGUGGUUUCGAGAUGAGGUCCAGCUGGAUGGGGCUACCUCCUAUCAGACCCUGCUGAAGAAAGGGACCAUUGAGUCUGUGGAGAGCAUCUUAUCCUUUACCCCUUCCAGCCAUGAUGAUGGAGCCACCUUGGUCUGCCGGGCCCGAAGCCAGGCCCUGCCUGCGGGAAAGGACACAGCUAUCACACUGAGCCUGCAGUACCCCCCAGUGGUGACUCUGUCUGCAGAACCACAGACGGUGCAGGAGGGAGAGAAGGUCACUUUCCUAUGCCAGGCCAGGGCCCAGCCUCCUGUGACUGGCUAUCGGUGGGCAAAAGGGGGCUCCCCAGUGCUGGGGGCCCGAGGACCAAUGUUGGAAGUGGUGGCCGAUGCCUCAUUCCUAACUGCGCCAGUGUCCUGCGAAGUCAGCAACGCCGUGGGUAGUGCCAACCGCAGCACCGCACUGGAUGUACAGUUCGGGCCGAUUCUACAGGCAAAGCCGGAGCCUAUGUCUGUAGACCAGGGGGAAGAAGCUUCCUUUAGCUGUGCCUGGCACGGGAACCCGCUCCCACGGGUGACCUGGACCCGCCAUGGGGGUGCACAGGUGCUGGGCUACGGGCCCACGCUGCAUCUUCCCUCGGUGGGGCCAGAGGAUGCAGGCGACUAUGUGUGCAGGGCCGAGGCGGGGCUCUCCGGCCUAGGGGGCGGCGCUGCAGAGGUUAGGCUGACUGUGAACGCGCCCCCAGUAGUGACCGCCCUGCAUUCAUCGACUGCCUUUCUGAGGGGCCCCGCCCGCCUCCAGUGUCUAGUCUUCGCCUCCCCCGCCCCAGAAGCCGUGGUCUGGUCUUGGGAUGAGGGCUUCCUGGAGAAGGGUUCCCAGGGGCGGUUCCUGGUGGAGACGUUCCCAGCCCCGGAGGGCCGAGUUGGACAGGGUCCAGGCCUGAUCUCUGUGCUACACAUUUCGGGAACCCAGGAGUCUGACUUUAGCCGGGGCUUCAACUGCAGUGCUCGUAACCGGUUGGGUGAGGGCAAUACCUGGAUCAGCCUGGGCCAUAGAGAUGUGCUGCCUACUAUGCGGAUUGUGGCUGGGGUGGCCUCCUUGGCCACGACUCUCAUUAUAGUCAUCACUGGGGUGUCCCUCUGGUGCUGGUGCCAAGGCAAGGCCUCUUUCUCCAAGCAAAAGAACCGGGUUCGCAUUCCAGGCAGCAGCCAUGGGUCCAGUUUGCGGGGCCCUGAGGAAGAGGAGACAGGCAGCAGUGAGGACCAGGGCCCCAUCAUGCACAUGGACAGCAGUGACCUGGUUCUGGAUGAAGAGGGGGCUCUGGAGACUAAGGACCCAACCAACGGUUACUACAAGGUCCAAGGAGUCAGUCCACUCUCGUCUCCAAACGCAUGUGUAGCAUCUCUCCAACUCAAAAGUGCUGGGAUCUUCAACUUGCCAUAACAGAUUGUCCUGAUUUCUAAAGAACCAGAGCAAGUUAGCGAACCUACUCCUCCAAAACUAAACAUUGAGGAGAGUGACAGAUCAUUACUAUUGCCUAGGUUAUUGAUGGACGAUUUGCUUAGCCAAAGGGGAUGCCCUAAGUGGGAGCAAGAUGGCCACUAUGUCCACCUAUUCCCCUGUAUAAAAGAGAUUCAAGAUGUCAAAUGGUCCCUUCACAGAGGAAUAGAGAUGGGGUGAUGGGAGUUAGAGGCAGAUGUAGAAGUUGUUUCCAGAUGCUGAAGGAAGGUAUUUCAAGAUGAGCACUUGAAUUGAGAAGAAAGAUAACAUAGGGAGAUUAAGAUGGAGCCCUAGCUGGUUUGGCUCAGUGAAGAGUGUCAAUCUGAAGACUAAAGGGUCCCAGGU
Messenger RNA from Myotis davidii, 2289 nucleotides. RefSeq names its product kin of IRRE like 2 (Drosophila) (gene KIRREL2). Gene Ontology annotation, cellular component: cell-cell junction. Gene Ontology annotation, molecular function: cell adhesion molecule binding. The coding region runs from base 1 to 1887 and encodes 628 amino acids. Lineage: Eukaryota; Metazoa; Chordata; Mammalia; Chiroptera; Vespertilionidae. The record is from RefSeq and is a predicted model, not a curated record. The transcript is spliced from 16 exons. Gene Ontology annotation, biological process: cell-cell adhesion.